This is a messenger RNA of Aspergillus uvarum CBS 121591, 594 nucleotides long. RefSeq lists its product as uncharacterized. Lineage: Eukaryota; Fungi; Ascomycota; Eurotiomycetes; Eurotiales; Aspergillaceae. Bases 1 to 594 code for a protein of 197 amino acids. The record is from RefSeq and is a predicted model, not a curated record. The transcript has 3 exons.
AUGCGGCCGGGCAGGUCCCCCGUGAGCCCCGACACCGGUCCGCACGCAGGGGACCCCGGCAGGCCGCCCGGGAGGGCGCUGUCGGGCUGCGGCAUUCGGGCCUCGGGUGGGGGGUCCGACCGCGCGGGCACGCUGGCGAACAGCGGAUACCGCGCGGCGGCUCCCCCCGGGGAUCUGCUGAAGGAACGAUGGCCAGCGGCCAAUGAUCCACAGACCCCAGCGGUCCCCGGCGGCGUGGAAGCCCCCGGGGUUCGGCUGCCUUGGGGGACGGCUUCGCCCCCCGCUGGGGGGGGGUCGGCCGUCGCCCGCGGCAGGAGGGCGCCGGCGCACUGGCCCGCGAACCCCCCAGGAAGCGGACAUAGCCGUGAGCAAAGGGUCGGACAACUGGCGGAUCGGCCCGCCAACUGGCGGAUUCCGCCCGCCAACUGGCCUGAUAGGCCGCCCCAGCCCUUCCCGCGGGAGACGGUGGUGGUAGAUAUAUAUAUCCCCCCCGACACCCCCAACCCCCCCCAGAACCCCGCCAACUGGCCGAUCGCGCCCGCCAACUGGCGGAUUGUUCGGGCGCCCAAAAGGCCCCAGCCCCAGGCCCGCUAA